Molecule: messenger RNA, 4417 nt
Organism: Phragmites australis (common reed)
Lineage: Eukaryota; Viridiplantae; Streptophyta; Magnoliopsida; Poales; Poaceae
Product: translocase of chloroplast 101, chloroplastic-like
Exons: 2
Coding region: 300-4184 (1294 amino acids)
Biological process (GO): protein targeting to chloroplast
Cellular component (GO): chloroplast outer membrane
Molecular function (GO): GTP binding; GTPase activity
Source: RefSeq, a predicted model, not a curated record
CCUCCAAGCUUUGCUUGCUUACCUUGUCAUCUCACCCCUCCUCGUGCAGUCGUGUGGCACCAUCUCCUCCCAAAAUCACACGCCAAACCAGACCAAGGUAUUUUCCAGCUAAAAUCUGAAGUCGAAAGAAACCCAUCUAUGAAUAUCCGGGAGAUAAUUUUACCCCGGAGCGGAGCCUGCCUGACCUAAAACCCUCACCUUAUCUUUUCUUUCUCACCUCCUCCCCCACCCCACUCCUCGAAUCCUGCUACUUCUACUGCUUCUUGCUUCGUUGCGUGUUCGCGGAGCAAGAGGCCGCCAUGGCCACCACCACUGAAGCCGCCCGAGUCGCGCCCGUGGAAGACGAGAACCCCGCCACGGCGGCGGCCGAGGAGGAGCAGCCCAAGAAGGUCGAAGCAGCGGCGGCGGCGGAGGAGCAGCCCAAGAAGGUCGAGGCGGGCGGGGAUGGUGAGGAGGAAGAGGAGGAGGUGAGAUUGGAGGGGAAAGGUGGGUCCUUUGGGAGUCCGGAGACCGAGAACGGCGUGGCGGAGGCGGACGGCGGGGAGGUGGAAGAGGCGGAGGGGGAAGGGAAGGUUGGGAGCUUGGGUGCAGCGGAGACUGAGGAGGAGGAUGGCGGUGGGGAACCGGCGGUGGAGGAUGGAGAAGCUGCCGCCUCUGUGGUGGCUCCGGCUCCGGCGCCAGCGGUGGAGUCCAAAUCCGAGAACAGCGAAUUGGUGGAGAAGGAUGCUUCUCUGGCUUCCCCUGAUGCGCCGGGAGGUGAGGAGAAGGACGAAUUGGGCGAGGAGGAGGGUGUGGCGGUGGAGGCGAAGGUUGUGGAUAAGGUGGCGGAUGAUGCGAAGUCGGCCAUGGCCGAGGAGGAGAAGCCGGAGGGAGAGACGGGCGAGGAGGUGGGCUCUGGAAGUAGAGAUGGUGGUGAAUUGAGCGACGAGAAAGAGGUUGCGGUCUCUGCUGGGAGCGUGGAGGCGACCGAACCAGAGGAUAAGGUGGCUCCUGUAGCUGAAGCUAAUUGUGAAUUGGGUGGUGAAUUGGGAGUGAGUGAUGAGACAGUGGUGGUUGGAGGUGAGGAAGCCCCGAAAGAAUCAUCGGAGAAGGAGGCUGAUGCUGAAGACGAGGCCGCAAAACCUGAGCCAGUGAGCGAGGCAAGUCCAGUGGUUAUGGAUGAUGAAAUCAAAGAGAAGCUUGCUCCUGCAAGUGCAGACAGUGUGCUUGAGGAAAGUCCUGAGAAAGGGCAAAAUGCUGAGGAUGGAAGCGCAGAGAAGCUUGCUCCUGCUAGUUCAGACAGUGUACUUGAGGGUAGUCCUGAGAAGGGGCAAAAUGCUGAGGACCAGGUGGCCGCCAGUGAAGCGGUGGAAGAUGUUGGUGUCGAGAAGCCUACAGAGGUUGAAAGUGUUGUAGCUGCUGACACUGGUGGUUUUUUGUCUCGAGAGUUGGCUCUGGAAUCAAGCAAGGAAAAUAAUGGUGAUGAAGAGACUGAAGGUGCUACAGAGGUUGUUGAUCGUGAAGAGGAGGCUAGUGAUGAUGACAUAGUUGAGGCUGCAACAGAUGAUGAGGAUGGGGUUGAUAACGAGGCUGAUGAAGACGAUGAUGGUGCGGACUCUGACACGAGUCCCGCACGAGUUGCAAUUUUAGAGAGCUCUGAAGCUGCUAAGCAGAUCAUGAAGGAGCUUGCUGAGGGCUCCUCUAGUGGUAGUGUGUCUGGGUCAAGAGACUACACCAAUAGCAUGGAUGGGCAGAUUCUACUAGAUGAUUCUGAAGAGGAUGAGGAUGAUGAUAACGAUGAUGGGGAUGAGAAGGGGUUUGAUUCUGCUGCCCUGGCGGCCCUUCUGAAAGCGGCAACUGGUGCAUCCUCAGAUGGGGAUAUCACAGUUGCUUCCCAAGAUGGCUCGAGAAUAUUCACCAUGGACCGACCAGCUGGUCUGGGUUCAUCAGCCCCUUCUCUGAGACCAACUGCUCCUCGCCAGCCUGCUCGGUCAAACCUAUUCAGCCCCUCUGAGCUAGCAGUUACUGCUGAUCCUACUGAUGAGAUGACCGAGGAAGAGAAGAAGUUACACGACAAGGUUGAGUUGAUUCGAGUUAAGUUUCUGCGUCUGGUUUACAGACUGGGAGCUACUCCUGAAGAAACAGUAGCAGCUCAAGUGCUUUACCGUCUGAGCCUUGCUGAGGGUAUCCGACAUGGAAGGCAGACAAAUCGAGCUUUCAGCCUUGAUAAUGCUCGGAAGAAGGCAUUGCUACUUGAAGCAGAGGGAAAAGAGGAUCUGAACUUCUCAUGCAACAUACUUGUUUUAGGAAAGACUGGAGUUGGCAAAAGUGCAACUAUCAAUUCUAUUUUUGGUGAAGAGAAGUCCAAAACUGAUGCCUUUGGUGCAGCAACCACCAGUGUGCGGGAGAUUGUUGGUGAUGUGGAUGGUGUCAAGAUUAGAAUCAUUGAUACACCAGGGCUUCAACCCAAUGUGAUGGACCAAGGAUCGAAUAGGAAGAUUCUUGCUGCUGUCAAGAAAUAUACCAAGAAAUGUCCUCCAGAUAUUGUUCUGUAUGUGGACCGUCUGGAUAGUCUGAGCCGUGAUCUCAAUGAUUUACCUCUUCUGAAAACCUUUACUGCUGUUCUUGGUUCAUCCAUAUGGUUCAACGCCAUUGUUGCUCUCACACAUGCUGCUUCUGCUCCUCCUGAAGGCCUCAAUGGUGCUCCCAUGACAUAUGAGGUCUUAAUGGCUCAGAGAUCCCACAUUAUCCAGCAAUCCAUCAGGCAGGCUGCAGGAGAUAUGCGCUUGAUGAACCCAGUAGCCCUUGUUGAGAACCAUCCAUCUUGCCGGAGAAACCGUGAGGGCCAGAAAGUGCUUCCUAAUGGCCAAAGCUGGAGGCAUCAGAUGCUGCUCUUGUGCUACUCCUCAAAGAUAUUAUCGGAAGCUAACUCACUUUUGAAGCUUCAGGAUCCUAAUCCUGGAAAGCUUUUUGGGUUCCGUUUCCGCUCCCCACCGCUUCCCUUCCUGCUUUCCUCCCUCUUGCAGUCAAGGGCCCACCCGAAACUUUCCCCUGAUCAGGGUGGCAACGAAGGAGAUUCGGAUAUUGAUUUGGAUGACUAUUCUGAUGUAGAACAAGAUGAUGACGAAGAAGAAUAUGAUCAGCUUCCACCCUUCAAGCCCUUGACCAAAGCUCAGCUUGCAAGGCUUACGAAAGAGCAGAAAAAUGCUUAUUUUGAUGAGUACGACUACAGGGUAAAGCUUCUCCAGAAGAAACAAUGGAAGGACGAGCUCUGCAGGUUAAAGGAGAUGAAGAAGAGGGGGAAAACUGAUCUGGAUGAUUAUGGGUAUGCCAAUAUCGCUGGCGAAAAUGAUCAGGAUCCUCCUCCAGAGAAUGUAUCAGUUCCGUUACCUGAUAUGGUGCUGCCUCCCUCAUUUGAUUGUGACAAUCCCACAUACCGGUACCGCUUUUUGGAGACAACUUCGACUGUCCUGGCAAGGCCUGUUUUAGAUGCUCAUGGGUGGGAUCAUGACUGCGGUUAUGAUGGAGUAAGUGUUGAAGAGACGCUCGCUAUACUCAACAGGUUCCCGGCUAAUGUAGCAGUUCAGGUCACCAAGGACAAGAAGGAAUUCAGCAUCCAUUUAGAUUCUUCCGUCGCAGCAAAGCAUGGAGAGAAUGCAUCGUCACUUGCUGGUUUUGACAUCCAGACUGUUGGGCGGCAGCUUGCCUAUAUUCUCCGUGGUGAGACCAAAAUCAAGAAUAUCAAGAAGAACAAGACUACUGGAGGAUUCUCAGUGACUUUCUUGGGUGACAUUGUGGCAACUGGGCUGAAGGUUGAGGACCAGCUCUCUCUCGGGAAGAGGCUGGCACUAGUUGCGAGCACUGGCGCGAUGCGAGCUCAAGGGGAUACUGCUUAUGGAGCUAACUUGGAGGCACGCCUGAAAGACAAAGACUAUCCGAUUGGCCAGUCCUUGUCAACCUUGGGUCUGUCUCUGAUGAAGUGGCGCCGUGACCUUGCUCUGGGCGCUAACUUGCAGUCCCAGUUCUCGAUCGGGAGGGGUUCAAAGAUGGCACUUCGUCUUGGUCUGAACAACAAGCUGAGUGGGCAGAUAACUGUCAGGACAAGCACCUCAGAGCAGGUUCAGAUCGCACUUUUGGGCCUUGUGCCAGUGGCAGCCUCCAUUUACAGGAGCUUCCGACCCAGUGAACCGUCGUUUGCUUAUUAGCUUGGCAGGAAGAGUAGCAAUUUACUUAAUCCAUCUCGUGUCUUUUUUUCUCUUAGCAAUUUUCCCUUAUGAUCUGUAAUUCCUGCCGUUUCAGAUUACUCUUUGUACUUCGCAGAUCGUUCCUAUCAUAAUUUUGGCUGAAGAGGGCUGUGAGAUUUAUCUGGUACUACAGCUGAAUAAUGUCGUUGGAUCUAUGAUCCUUGUUAUUUUCAAUAUAUUACAAUGUUGCUCCC